This is a messenger RNA of Aphis gossypii (cotton aphid), 1338 nucleotides long. RefSeq lists its product as uncharacterized. Lineage: Eukaryota; Metazoa; Arthropoda; Insecta; Hemiptera; Aphididae. The record is from RefSeq and is a predicted model, not a curated record. Bases 416 to 1015 code for a protein of 199 amino acids. The transcript has a single exon.
AUAUUUGCACUAUCAAUUUAUAAAACUUCUCCCAAGGCUUAUUCAUUCUUAUUCAACAUGUUUGCAUUACCUGUCGAAAGCACAUUAAAUUCUCUAUUAUCAAAAAUCCCGUUCAAACCCGGUGUUAAUCCUCACAUAGAGAAUAAUAUUAUGCACCAGGUAUCAAAAUUAAAACCUAUUGAUAGAACAUGUGUUUUAAUGUUUGAUGAAAUGUCUCUUGAACCAGGAUUGAAGUAUGAUAAAAAGAAUGAUUUGAUGCUUGGGUUUGAAAAUUUUGGAAAUGUUGUAACUGAUAGAUUUGCCAACCAUGUUUUAGUUUUCAUGCUCAGAGGUAUAUGCAAAAAAUGGAAGCAGCCAUAUGCUUAUUACUUUUGCCAAGGGACACCCAAAACACCAAUGAUGAUAUCGUGUAUUAAUGAAGUCUUGGAAGUGUUUUGAGACUGGGUUAAAAGUAGUGGCAACAGUUUGUGACCAAGGUUCCACGAAUAGAAGUGCGAUAAACCAACUGAUUAAGACAAAUAAAUCUGAAACCAAUAAUCAUACAAUUGGUUUUAAUAUUAAAAAUGUAGAAAUAGUUCCAGUUUAUGAUGUACCUCAUUUAACAAAGAGUAUUCGGAAUAAUAUGCUUGAUAAGGAUGUAGUAUUUACUCUGGAUGGUAAGGAGCAUUAUGCCUCUUGGGAUCAUAUUAUUGAAUUGUAUAAUAUUGAUAAAGACAAUGAAAAUUAUGAACUUAGAGCUCUACCCAAGUUGACAGAAAACCAUGUAUUUCCGCAUAAAAACAAAAUGAAAGUUUGUUAUGCCACACAGGUUUUUAGUCAGAGGGUAGCUGCUACUAUGAAACUGUUGUCUAGACCAAUGUACAAAAAUGAUAAGUUGAUAAACUCUGAAGGCACGGUUGAAUUACUACUAUUUAUGGACAAAACAUUUGAUUCAUUGAAUGCAUCAAAACUUGUGAGUGAUCCAGGUAAGCCAUUUACAGGAGCAGUUACAUUGAAUCUGAGUCCAUCUAUAUAAAUCACUGGAAUAAGGCAAUUAAAUUAUUUGAAUCGAUGAAAUUUAUUGAUAAAAAUACAAAGAUUCCAGUGAAAAGACAGCCCACCAUGUAUAGCUAAUUGGGUAUUUACACUGAAAUCAUUUAAAUAUCUAUGGUUCAAGUUAAAAAAACAAUUUUUUUAAGUUUUUACUAACCAGAAACAUCAACCAAGAUUCGUUGGAAUGUUUCUUUGGAAAUAUUCGGAGUCAUGGUCAUAGAAAAUAAUCCAGAUUGUUUCAGUUUGUUUUAUCAUUCAAAACUCUGUUAAUAAACAAUUUAACACAUCAAUCAAGUCCGCUGGAAA